Messenger RNA from Hyalella azteca, 1208 nucleotides. RefSeq names its product arylsulfatase B. The transcript has 9 exons. The record is from RefSeq and is a predicted model, not a curated record. Bases 30 to 1208 code for a protein of 392 amino acids. Lineage: Eukaryota; Metazoa; Arthropoda; Malacostraca; Amphipoda; Hyalellidae.
AAUCGUGUGGAGGUGCAACAUUAAUUAAUAUGGCAGCAGCAGCUCUACACGCGUUGGUAGCGCUCGCCAUGCAUUGGGUGGCGUUCGUUGCUGGUGAUGUGUCCUCGCGACCUCAUGUCGUUUUCAUUCUUGUCGACGAUUUAGGUUACAAUGACGUUUCAUGGCACAAUCCUGCGGUGAAAAUGCCGAACAUUGCGAGUCUGGCGGCUGAGGGCGUCACGCUGGAGCAAUCCUACGUUCUGCCGGUGUGCACCCCGACGCGCUCAGCCAUACUAACGGGCCGCUACCCCUACACCAUCGGCAGACAGAGCUCUGCUCUAAAGCCGCUUCGCCCCACCGGCCUCACCCUGAACGCGACUCUGUUGCCUGAGGCGCUCAAGACUGUAGGCUACCACACGCAUGCUGUUGGCAAAUGGCACCUCGGAUUCUGCAAAUGGCAGUACACGCCAACCUAUCGCGGUUUUGACAGCUUUUUUGGUUUCUACACGGGCGGCCAAAAAUAUUACACUAAAAUUAAGAAGGCAGAUCUCAAGUUGGACGGAGGAAGAAAAUUAGUAGUCGCUGGCUACGAUUUUCGAAGUGACAAGAAAGUAUUUUUCCCGCCCGAAGAAGAAUAUUCCUCUCUAACGUUCGCACGACGAGCGCGGGACGUCAUCUUGACGCACGGGUCAUCUGCCGACGGGCCGCUGUUCUUGUACCUGCCCUUCCAGUCCGUACACGGCCCGUUGCAGGUGCCCGAACGAUACUUCAACAUGUACCGGGGUAUUGACGACACCAAUCGCCGUAUUUUCUUAGGCAUGGUAUCAGCGCUGGACGAUGCGGUCGGCAUCGUCGUGUCAGCCCUGCGGUCAUCAGGCCUCUACAACAACAGCGUCAUCGUCUUCACGUCCGAUAACGGAGGGAGCACGAAGGGCGCCGGCAGCAACUGGCCGCUGAAGGGCCACAAGAGCACCCUGUGGGAGGGCGGCGUACGUGUGCCAGGUUUCGUGCACUCGCCUCUACUGUCGUCCCCCGGCGUCUACAGAGGGUUGUUCCACGCCGUGGACUGGUUCGCCACUAUCGCGGGGCUGGCGGGCGCCGCGGUGCCGCCCGAGGUGGACGGCGUGGACCAGUGGGCGGCGCUCGCGGGGCGCGAAGCUCCAGCGCGGGACUCCUUCGUGUACAACAUCGCCUACUCGCAGGACGCGCUCAAAGCGGCCGUGAGGUGA